AUGUCCAAUGUUGAAGAGCCACCGCAUAAGAUGAGGAAGAAGGAGGAGGCGUCUUCGUCUCUGUGGUUACCAGAUGAUGUGGUUAUCAGCUGCAUGGCUCGAGUCUCGAGACUGGAUCACGCGGCUUUAUCUCUUGUCUCCAAGAGUUAUCGCUCUCUAGUGGCUUCGCCUGAGAUCUACAUGACCCGAUCGCUGAUGGGUCUCACUGAAACGUACGUCUACCCUUUGGAAGCUUCCGCCGUGGUGGUGCUGGAUGGGGGGAUUUAUGUAAUCGGUGGAAUUAUAAAGGAGAAUAAGCGCACUUCCGACGUCUGGCUCUUGGAUUGUCGGACUCACACGUGGCGCCACGUCCAUUCAAUGGGAGUGCCUCGAGCUUACGCCCUUGCUGGAGUCGUAGAGGGGAAGAUUUACGUGAUAGGAGGCUGCGAUGUGUAUAACCCAAACACGUGGGGAGAGGUAUUCGACCCAAAGACUUAA
Molecule: messenger RNA, 477 nt
Organism: Capsella rubella
Lineage: Eukaryota; Viridiplantae; Streptophyta; Magnoliopsida; Brassicales; Brassicaceae
Product: F-box/kelch-repeat protein At4g39550-like
Exons: 2
Coding region: 1-477 (158 amino acids)
Molecular function (GO): protein binding
Source: RefSeq, a predicted model, not a curated record